Molecule: messenger RNA, 576 nt
Organism: Tuber aestivum (summer truffle)
Lineage: Eukaryota; Fungi; Ascomycota; Pezizomycetes; Pezizales; Tuberaceae
Source: the annotation of a GenBank genome assembly
AUGCCAAAACACCCAGAUCCCCAUGCAGGUACCUUCCUUCCAUCUCCCCCUCCACCCCCGCCAAAGCUAACUAGUACACCUCAGGCAACCCCGAUCACGCCGCCCUCGAAGCCACCAAAGGCGCCGUCAGCGGCGCAAUCCGGGUCCUCCCCCCGUCACUUUCUCCCCCCCUACCGCAAAACUGACAGCCCCGCAGUGGGGCGCAUUCUCCCUCAUAGCCGGUGCAGCAGCCUACCUCUCCAGCCCCAUCUUCCGUAGCCUGACCGUGCAGUUCAAAGUUUAUCUAUGGAUGUGCCCGACCGUUGUUGGGAGCAUGAUUGAGGCUGACAAGUAUGUUUCCACCUGUACUGCACGAGAAUGGGCGGGGGAGGGAGGGGCUAAUUGGGCAGUCGGCUGCGGGGCUACGAGAGUAUGGUACGCAUGCGCAGGCGCGCUGCCAUCGAGGAUGCGCGGGAGCGGGCAUACGUGAGGGAGAUUGAGGAGUUGGAGAGGAGGGCGAGGGGAUGAGGAGUGUGCACGACCUGACGAGGUAUCAUGGGAGAGGAAGCUGGAGGGGGUUGGUAUACCAUCACUUGG